AUGGUGAAGGUCAGAGUCAACGGAUUUGACUGUAUUGGACGCCUGGUGACCAGGGCAGCAUUCAACUGCAGUGGAGUAGAAGUUGUGGCCAUCAAUGACCCCUUCACUGACCUCAACUACAUGUUUUACAUGUUCCAAUAUGAUUCCACCCAUACAAGGGAGCAGGAUCCCGCCAACAUUAAAGGGGGAGAUGCUGGAGCUGAGUACAUUGUGGAGUCCACUGGUGUCUUAACUACCAUGGAAAAGGCCAGCGCUAUUGGAAGGGUGGAGCCAAGCAGGUCAUUAUCUCUGCCCCUUCUGCUGAUGGUGAAUCAUGAGAAAUACGAUAAUUUCCUCAAGAUCAUCAGUAAUGCCUCCUGCACUAACAACUGCUUGGCCCCCUUGGCCAAGAUCAUUUAUGACAACUUCGGCAUUGUGGAAGGACUCAAGACCACAGUCCAUGCCAUUACCGCUACCCGGAAGACAGUAGAUGGCCCCUCUGGCAAGCUGCGGCGUGAUGGGCGUGGUGUUGUCCAGGAUUUCAUCCCUGCUUCCACUGGUGCUGCGAAGGCUGUGGGCAAGGUCAUACCUGAGCCGAAUGGGAAGCUUACAGGCCCGGCCUUCCAUGUUCCUACUUCCAAUGUGUCUGUGGUGGAUCUGACUUGCCACCUGGAGAAAGCUGCCAAAUACGAUGACAUUAAGAAGGUAGUGAAGCAAGCUGCAGAGGGAUCCUCGAAGGGCAUCUUGGGCUACACAGAGGACCAGGUUGCAUCCUGUGACUUUAACAGUGACACCCAUUCUUCUACCUUCAAUGCUGGAGCUGGCAUUGCCCUCAAUGACUAUUUUGCCAAGUUCAUUUCUUGGUAUGACAAUGAGUACGGUUACAGCCACCGUGUAGGAGACCUCAUGAUGUACAUGGCCUCCAAGGAGUAA
Molecule: messenger RNA, 912 nt
Organism: Gracilinanus agilis (Agile Gracile Mouse Opossum)
Lineage: Eukaryota; Metazoa; Chordata; Mammalia; Didelphimorphia; Didelphidae
Product: glyceraldehyde-3-phosphate dehydrogenase-like
Exons: 2
Coding region: 1-912 (303 amino acids)
Molecular function (GO): NAD binding; oxidoreductase activity, acting on the aldehyde or oxo group of donors, NAD or NADP as acceptor
Source: RefSeq, a predicted model, not a curated record